Molecule: messenger RNA, 1680 nt
Organism: Colletotrichum spaethianum
Lineage: Eukaryota; Fungi; Ascomycota; Sordariomycetes; Glomerellales; Glomerellaceae
Product: dynactin subunit 4
Exons: 2
Coding region: 1-1680 (559 amino acids)
Cellular component (GO): dynactin complex
Source: RefSeq, a predicted model, not a curated record
AUGGCGCCUCUGACCCCGUACACCUACAUCCGGUGCCCCUGUUCCGAGACCCGCGAAAACGAAGAGGGCUCGUCGACGCCGGGCAGCCCAGAAGACGAUGAGCGAACCUUUGACCCACGCGCCCCGCGGGCCAACUUCAGCCUGUUUCCCCUGGAACAUCUGAUGUACUGCGAAGACUGCCACCAGAUCCGAUGUCCACGAUGUGUCAACGAAGAGAUUGUCACCUAUUACUGUCCCAACUGCCUGUUUGAGGUACCAAGUAGUAACCUAAAAAGUGAAGGAAACAGGUGCACUCGGAGUUGCUUCCAAUGCCCUGUUUGCGUCGGCCCCCUCGCCGUCACAAGCCUCGAUGCGCCCCCAGAAAGUAGUAGCCUACUCACCGCCGAUGGUUCGGCUCCUCAAGGUGGCCCAUAUGUGUUGACUUGCUCCCACUGUACCUGGAGCUCGACCGAGAUUGGCAUCAAGUUCGACCGGCCCAAUGGCAUCCACGGGCAGCUGGCCAAGCUGCAGAAUGGAGGCCAGCCCAAGCUGACUCCAAAGGAGCACAAGGAGAGGAAGAAGGAGAGCGGCGGAGACUACCAGCUGGACCCCGAGAAGAUGGACGCCGAUCUGCAAUUCGCGCAGCUCAAGUCUUUCUAUCAGAACCAGAUGGCCAACGCCAACCCGUCUGCCGGCGGUCUGUCAUCGCUCGGCGACCUCGGCCUCAACUCGCCCGGCUCCUUGUCACGCAUUAUGAGUCUCUACACAGGAAACAAUUUCGGCAACAAACAGGCGCGGGGUAAGGUGCAAGUCAUGAGAGAGGCCGUUAGCCCGAAUGAAGGCCUAAAGACAACCGACUUGGACGAGACAGAUGCCAUUGCGAAGCUCAGACACACCCAUAUCGACGACACAACUACCCUGGCUCAGAACCUGCAACAACAGGACCCCGUAAGAUUUAGAGAUGAGUUACGGCCCAUCCCUUAUCUCCUCAGAUCGAAGAGGUCAAAGAGAUGUCCCCUAUGUCGGCACAUCAUCAGCAAGCCGGAGGCCAAGAUUUCAAACACCCGGUUCCGCAUCCGUCUCGUGGCGGGAAGCUACAUCCCCACCAUCACCAUCCGGCCGUUGAACUCGGAGGUGCAGAACAUUCCGUCAACCGCCCGGCCGCCGAUACCCCAGGAACUGUGGCUUACGCCGCUGAAACCCGUGCAGUAUCUCUUGACCUUCAAGAACCCCAUUUUCGAAACGGUCAAGGUGUCCCUGGCUACGCCGUCGAGCACCCCCGGCCGUUUCGCCAGUACCGUGACGGUCCUGUGCCCCCAGUUCGAGAUCGAUGCCAACACGGACAUGUGGGACGACGCGCUCAAGGACGACAGCGAAAAGGAGCGGAGGCGGGGCGAGGAGGGCGGGAUGCAGCAGGCCGAGGUGGGCAAGAUCUACGAGCGCGGCCGCAACUGGGUGAGCAUCGUGCUCGAAGUUGUACCAGCCUCCCUGAAGCUCGAGCAAGGCAAGGGCGAUGGAGACAAUGGCGCGCUGCGGGAGGACGAGGACGUGGUGGAGAUACCCAUGUUUGUGCGGAUCGAGUGGGAGACCGAGGCUCAGGGCGAUGUGGGCACAACGGCGAGCAAGGACAAGGAGGCCCGAGAGAAGAGGGAGCUGGCGUACUGGUGCGUCCUGGGCGUGGGCCGCAUCAACCAGGACUAG